Nematolebias whitei (Rio pearlfish) is the source of this 759-nucleotide messenger RNA. It is a transcript of the gene galt, whose product is annotated as galactose-1-phosphate uridylyltransferase. The transcript is spliced from 8 exons. Lineage: Eukaryota; Metazoa; Chordata; Actinopteri; Cyprinodontiformes; Rivulidae. The coding region runs from base 1 to 759 and encodes 252 amino acids. Gene Ontology annotation, molecular function: zinc ion binding; UDP-glucose:hexose-1-phosphate uridylyltransferase activity. The record is from RefSeq and is a predicted model, not a curated record. Gene Ontology annotation, cellular component: cytoplasm. Gene Ontology annotation, biological process: beta-D-galactose catabolic process via UDP-galactose, Leloir pathway.
AUGAGCGAGGACCCAGAUGCCGGUUUCGACCCAAGAGAACACCAGCAUCUGCGUUACAACCCGCUGCGAGACAGCUGGGUCCUGGUGUCGGCCCACCGCAUGAAGAGACCCUGGGCCGGUCAGGUGGAAAAACCUCCUGAGGAGCACAUACCCAGGUUUGAUCCCCUCAACCCUCUCUGUCCUGGGAACACAAGAGCAAACGGAGAGGUUAAUCCAGAUUACGACAGUACAUUUGUGUUUGAUAAUGACUUCCCUGCUCUUCAGCCGGAUGCUCCAGACCCUGGUUUGGAUCAGGAUUCAUUAUUUCAGUCUAAAGCUGCCAGGGGUGUCUGUAAAGUCAUGUGUUUCCAUCCCUGGUCUGACGUCACCCUCCCUCUAAUGAAAAGACAUGAGGUUGUCAAGGUGAUUGACAAGUGGGCGGAGCUUGUAGAUAAACUUGGCGCAACAUACCCAUGGGUUCAGAUCUUUGAGAAUAAGGGAGCAGUGAUGGGCUGUUCAAAUCCGCAUCCUCAUUGUCAGGUGUGGGCCAGCAACUUCCUGCCCAAUGAGCCAGCUUUGUCAGACCGCUGCCAAAGAGCGUACUACCAGAAACACGGAGAGCCGUUGCUGCUGCAGUAUGCUAAACGAGAAGCAGAGAAAAAGGGACACCACGACAUGCAGGAAUGGCGAGGAGUCGAACUGCGACUUUCUGUUCCCCAGUCGGCUGCCCUGCCUCUACCCCAUCUCAGGGGUAACAUAGUGAACAAUACCAAGCAAUAG